Messenger RNA from Rhinocladiella mackenziei CBS 650.93, 1713 nucleotides. RefSeq lists its product as uncharacterized. Bases 1 to 1713 code for a protein of 570 amino acids. NCBI's taxonomy places the organism in Eukaryota, Fungi, Ascomycota, Eurotiomycetes, Chaetothyriales, Herpotrichiellaceae. The transcript has a single exon. The record is from RefSeq and is a predicted model, not a curated record.
AUGUCCCCCUCCAGUUCAGCAUUAAGAUUGUUAGACUUUGCUGGUCCGGCCGAUGCUCCUCAAGAACGCGACAUGAAGCAAAUUAUAGCCCAGUUGAAGGCCUUGAGCCACGUGAUCGGUGAGAUCUGCCAGAUUAGCGGCGCACCUGGAGUGUCUGUUGGAGUGCUGCACCAUGGCACCGUCAUCCAUCAGAUGGGCUUCGGGUACCGAGAUGUCUCGAAACAGAUCGUUCCAGACGAAAACACGACCUAUGUCAUCGGAUCGUUGACCAAGGCAUUCACAGCGGCGCUUCUAGGCAACUUGGUGGACGAGGGCAAGUUGCAAUGGGACACGCCGGUCCACGACAUCCUGCCUUCUUUUCGUCGGAGCUCUCCCUACCUUCCCGACGAAAUCACCAUUACAGAUUUGUUGAGUCACCGGUCUGGAAUCGCUCCAUAUGACAGCCUGUGGAUUGGCUCCAAUAACGACAACCUACUGUCGAGGGAUCAAUGCAUUGCGGUCUUGGCCUACGCUCCUCAAGCGGCGUCUGUGCGAACCGAACUGCUCUACAACAAUUUUGCGUAUGAUGUCUUGGGUCAGAUGGUCGAGAAAACCUCGGAUCAACGCUUCUCGUCCUAUCUUCACCGGCAACUUCUGGAGCCUCUGUCGAUGAGCCGGACCUUCUUCGGCUCGGUCCCGGCAAACGACGAGAACGUCGCCAUCCCAUAUGCUACACUGACGGACGCCUCGGCAUACCCACUGCCCGCCCCAUUGGAAGGAGACAACGUGUCGAUUGGUGCUGCUGGCGGCAUUCGAAGCACGGUUUCUGAUCUGCUCACGCUCUACAAUGCUUUCAAUCUCGCCGCACAAAAUCAGAUCGAACAGCGGGAGAACAGCGGACCCGCGGGCCCGCUCAAGCAGAUGAAGCACCUCUGGCGGCCGCUAAUGCCACUGUCGCUACAGUCGCUGCGCGAGUUCAGCUAUGCUGCCGGCUGGAUACGGGUACAGCUCCCUGCCGUCAUGGGGCCCCCGGUCGAAAUUCACUCGAAGGAUCCAGUGGUUGGCAAGGGCCUGCCAUCGCGACUGGCAGUCUUCCACCAGGGCUCAAUACCUGGUUACCGAGCUUACACCGCGCUUCUCCCCGAAACAAACAGCGGCGUCGUGGUGCUCUCGAACUCACUCGGCCUAACAAAUCAUGCUCGAUGGAUCGGCGAAAUGUUGGUUGAGACGCUUUUGGGAAACAAAGUCGAUAGCUCCAGUUAUGUCGCCUUGGCCAAAACUGACGCUAGGCGGCGAGUAGAGAAGCACGACGCCAUCAUCAGGCAGCUCGAACAGGAGAGCAGUGGACAAGCGCCCUGCAGGCCUCUUGGUAGCUAUACAGGGAAGUAUUGGAACGCCAUCAACAAUUUCUGCAUCGAGAUCUUCCAGAAAGAAGACAAUUUGUACGUGUCAUUUCAGGGCCGCAAAGCGGACACCUUCAUGCUGUUGCCGUUCCAAAACGACAGCUUCUACUGGAAGCUUACCUAUGACGAUGCCAUGAAGCUCGCCCGUGACGCGGACUCUCCCAAGGCGUACUACAUUCUUCGCUUCAGUCCAGACUGUCACUCUGGAUCCUGCCGAGACAGUGGGCCAGGCGAGGAGCUCUUGCGCCUUCGAUGGAAGCAUGAUGAUACAAUGCAGGAUGACGGAGAAAUCUUCGCGAAAGCAGAAGUCCUUAUCUCACAGCGUCUUUAA